Messenger RNA from Lachancea sp. 'fantastica', 1341 nucleotides. The record is from the annotation of a GenBank genome assembly. Lineage: Eukaryota; Fungi; Ascomycota; Saccharomycetes; Saccharomycetales; Saccharomycetaceae.
AUGAAAUUCUCGGCUGCUUUGAUUCUCUCUGUGGCUAGCUCCACGCUUGUCCAAGCCAUGCCCCAUGUCCACAGGAGGGCAGAACAGGACGAAGCCUGCACCACCACUGCCCACGCUCACCGCGCCGGCAAACGUGCUGUGGCCGUCGAAUACGUUUAUGAAACUGUCACUGUCGAUGGUAAGGGUGCUACUAUGUCGGUGCCAACUUUCACCACUUUGAGCAACCCCUCCGCUGGAUCGUCCGCACCUGUUGCGUCGUCUUCGUCUUCGUCGUCUUCGUCUUCGUCGUCGUCGUCUUCUGCGUCGGGAGCUUCCUCCAGCUCGAGCUCGGCUUACAGUGCCUCUUCGGUUACCCCCUCGAGCUCUGCUUCGUCUUCGACCUCUUCCUCGUCGACGUCGUCUUCGAGCUCUGCUGCACCAAGUUCGUCCUCGUCCGCGUCCUCGUCCGCAUCUUCGUCGUCUUCGUCCUCCUCUUCCAGCCAGGCUUCAGCAUCGGCCACUCACCCUGCAUCUUCUGGCGGCAUCAGCGGUGACCUAUCUGCCUUCUCCAACCCAUCCGAAGCCUUUCAGGACGGUACCAUUGCUUGCAGCGACUUCCCAUCUGGUCAAGGUGUUAUUUCUCUCGACUGGUUGGACUUCGGUGGCUGGUCUGGUAUUGAAAACUCGGACGGCUCCACUGGCGGUUCGUGCAAGGAAGGCUCUUACUGCUCUUACGCCUGUCAAUCUGGUAUGUCCAAGACUCAAUGGCCUUCCAACCAACCUAGCAACGGUGUUUCUGUUGGUGGCUUGUUGUGUAAGAACGGUUUCCUAUACCGUUCCAACACCGACGCCCAAUACUUGUGCGAAUGGGGAAUGGACAUGGCCGAUGUGGUCUCUGAAUUGAGCCAGGACGUUGCUAUUUGCAGAACCGACUACCCAGGUACUGAAAACAUGGUUAUCCCAACCUAUGUGAAGGCUGGCUCUUCUAUGCCCAUCACCGUUGUCGAUGAGGACAACUACUACCAAUGGAAGGGCAUGAAGACUUCCGCUCAGUUCUACGUCAACAACGCUGGCGUUUCUUUGGAAGAUGGUUGUGUCUGGGGUACUGAUGGCUCCGGCGUCGGAAACUGGGCCCCAUUGAACUUUGGCGGUGGUUACACCGACGGAAUCGCUUAUUUGGCCUUGAUUCCAAACCCAAACAACCACAGUCCUAUGAACUACAAUGUCAAGAUUGUUGCUGCCGAUUCUAACAGCAACGUCAUUGGCGAGUGUAAGUACGAAAACGGCAAGUUCAACGGUGGUUCCGACGGUUGCACUGUCUCUGUCACCAAGGGUAAGGCUAACUUCGUCUUGUACAACUGA